AUGGCUCCAUGUUUGUUGAGGUUGCCAUCAGAUGGUCAAAAAUACAAAGAUAUAACUAAUCAAUUUAUAGCUGCUUGGAAACACCCUGGAAAAACUCCACCGGAAGUUGCUGAUAUAUGGAAGAUCUUUUGUUCAGAAAAUUUAAAUACUCGGUAUAAUAUGUAUCGUAAUGAAGUUGAAAAUCAACGUAAAUUUGCUGGUAAAUUUUUCGGAAAAGGUGAGGGAAAACGUAAAAUGAGUGCAGGAAAUGAACAAAGAAGAUUUCAUGGAACAAAAACGUCGUGUUAUAUAGGUUUAACAAGUGGUGAUGUGUGUAACGGCCCAACAUGUUCCGUUUGUUGCAUUAUAAGAGAAGGUUACAAGCUGAGAUAUGCGAACACCACAUAUCAAAGAUUUGGCAGAGGUAUAUAUUUCUCUGGAACAUCAUCCAAAUCUGAUGAUUAUAAUGAAGGCUCAUUAAAAUAUUCUCAAGGCUCAAAAUACAAAGUAAUGAUAUUGAAUAAAGUUGUUGUUGGACAAGGAUAUCAAUUAACUAAAAAUAGUAUGAAUUUAACUGAACCACCAGCAGGGUUUGAUUCAAUAUUAGGUGAACCAAGUGAUACUGGCAACUUAAAUUACGAUGAAAUUGUUGUAUAUAGAGAGGAAUCAUCCAUCCCUCAAUAUUUGAUUGUUUACAAAGUUUAA
Molecule: messenger RNA, 684 nt
Organism: Entrophospora sp. SA101
Lineage: Eukaryota; Fungi; Glomeromycota; Glomeromycetes; Entrophosporales; Entrophosporaceae
Source: the annotation of a GenBank genome assembly